Messenger RNA from Callorhinus ursinus (northern fur seal), 1432 nucleotides. It is a transcript of the gene DRD5, whose product is annotated as dopamine receptor D5. Gene Ontology annotation, cellular component: plasma membrane. NCBI's taxonomy places the organism in Eukaryota, Metazoa, Chordata, Mammalia, Carnivora, Otariidae. Gene Ontology annotation, molecular function: G protein-coupled receptor activity; dopamine neurotransmitter receptor activity, coupled via Gs. The record is from RefSeq and is a predicted model, not a curated record. Gene Ontology annotation, biological process: G protein-coupled dopamine receptor signaling pathway; adenylate cyclase-activating adrenergic receptor signaling pathway; positive regulation of MAPK cascade.
AUGCUGCCGCCGGGCCGCAAUGGCACCGCGGAGCGGGCGCGGUUGGAGCAGCAGCAGCUGGCGCAGCGGGGCGCCGCGGGGGGCGCGGAGGGGGCGGCGCCGCUGGGGCCCGCGCAGGUGGUCACCGCCGGCCUCCUGACCCUGCUCAUCGUCUGGACCCUGCUGGGCAACGUGCUGGUGUGCGCAGCCAUCGUGCGCAGCCGCCCCCUGCGCGCCAAGAUGACCAACGUCUUCAUCGUGUCUCUGGCUGUGUCCGACCUCUUCGUGGCGCUGCUCGUCAUGCCCUGGAAGGCGGUCGCUGAGGUGGCCGGUUACUGGCCCUUUGGGGCCUUCUGCGACAUCUGGGUGGCCUUUGAUAUCAUGUGCUCCACCGCCUCCAUCCUGAACCUGUGCGUCAUCAGCGUGGACCGCUACUGGGCCAUCUCCAGGCCCUUCUGCUAUGAGCGCAAGAUGAGCCAGCGCGUGGCGCUGAUCAUGGUCGGCCUGGCCUGGACCUUGUCCAUUCUUAUCUCCUUCAUCCCAGUUCAGCUCCAUUGGCACAGGGCCAAGGCAGGCUCCUGGGGCGGGGUGGAACCGCCACCCAGCCUGGCCAACGGGACGCCCUGGGAGGAAGCGGGGGAGCCAGAGGCGAGGGCCGAAAACUGUGACUCCAGCCUGAACCGAACUUACGCAAUCUCCUCUUCGCUCAUCAGCUUCUACAUCCCCGUGGCCAUCAUGAUCGUGACCUACACGCGCAUCUACCGCAUCGCCCAGGUGCAGAUCCGCAGGAUUUCCUCCCUGGAGAGGGCCGCGGAGCACGCGCAGAGCUGCCGCAGCCGCGCAGCCUGUGCCCCUGACACCAGCCUGGGGACGUCCAUCAGGAAGGAGACCAAGGUCCUCAAGACCCUGUCGGUGAUCAUGGGGGUCUUCGUGUGCUGCUGGCUGCCCUUCUUCAUCCUUAACUGCAUGGUCCCCUUCUGCAGCGGGCGCCCCGAGGGUCCUCAGGCUGGCUUCCCCUGCGUCAGCGAGACCGUCUUUGACGUCUUCGUCUGGUUCGGCUGGGCCAACUCCUCCCUCAACCCCGUCAUCUACGCCUUCAACGCUGACUUCCGGAAGGUGUUUGCGCAGCUGCUGGGGUGCAGCAACCUCUGCUCCCGCACCCCGGUGGAGACAGUGAACAUCAGCAAUGAGCUCAUCUCCUACAACCAGGACACCGUCUUCCACAAGGAGAUUGCAGCUGCCUACAUCCAGAUGAUCCCCAAUGCCGUGACCCCGGGGGACAGGGAGGUGGACAAGGAGGAGGAGAGCCCUUUCCAUCAUAUGUCCCAGAUCUCCCAGACGUCCCCAGAUGGUGACCCUGCGGCCGAGUCUGUCUGGGAGCUGGACUGCGAAGGGGAGAUUUCAUUAGGCAAAAUAACACCUUUCUCCCCAAAUGGAUUCCAUUAAACUGCAU